GGUGGUGGUGGUGGUGGUGGUGGUAGCGAUAGUCGGCCGGGUGUGUAGGUGGUACGAUGAGUGGGAUUACGGUAACUGGUGAGAGUGGCGCCUGAUCGCCUGAUCGACAUCAACCCUACUACUACUAAAACUGGAUUGGUUGUGGGGUAAAAACCGGCGUGUAGGAAAAUCCGUUGAUUGGUCGCUGGGCGAGGCAGCGGAUUAAACAAGUGCAAGAGAGUAUUCUACAGCUGGUUCGCAAGGUGUCUGACAAAAACGGAUAACCGAGAUAACCAAUGAGACUCCACCUACACGAUAACUUUCACUAUAAUACACAAGAAAAUAUAUUAUCAUUACAAUUACUACUUGGAUCCUUUAAACGUGUGUGUUAAGGCUUUAGUACACUGUGUGUGACUGAAAAAAAAAAAAAAAAAAAAAAAAAAAAAAAAUAAAUUUAUCCACUCCUAACAUCUAUUUCAAAUGGUUCAUUAUUUAAAGUCAUAGAGGGAGAAGUAGCAUCAUCCUCAUUACUUUUUUACUCUUUUCACCAGUUCAAGAGCCAGCUCUCUGGUGGGAGUAAGCCGAGUGCACAGUUGAGUGUCACACUAAUUCCAAAAACUAAGUUAUCCCGACGAGCCACGCAAAAACGCGCAAACCACGUAAACCACACUUUACCUAAAUAUCUUUACAAACAUUUAACAAGUUUUUUAAAUAGUGCUGGGCACCAGUGACAGACGGUGUUUCAAUAAUUAUUGUUUAAAAAAUGUCUAAAAGUGAUUAUUUUUGCUCGGUGUUUAGGAUAAAUUAUAUCAAAUAAAUGUGAUAAUUGUUUUGGUUUAGUUUUGUUGUUGAGUGUCAUCGAAUGUAUUUAAUUACUGGGCAAUGGCUACCGAGAAAAAUGGAAUAGACUCUCCUAAAAGUGCAUUAUCUAUUCAACCAACACCCUUCAGUAUUGAGCAUAUUCUCAGCAAUAGCAAUUCAACUCACCACGUGGGACAGCUAGAAAUUCGUCCUGUUAUUGUUGAAGAAUCUUAUGGAGAACGUGAUUCUUUGGAACAUCAUUCAAAAAAUAAUAAUAAUAAUAAUAAUACUGGAGGUGGUGGUGAAUCAGUAAUUGAACUAGAUUCUCAAUUGUCCAGCAGCAGUGGAGCGUCUUUUUUGGGAAAAACAAUAUCUCCGGAUAGCAGGGUAAACGUCACUCGUGAGUUGAAUAUUUUAAGAAGAAAUCUAGUCAAUCAGGCAAGCUUGUCUAAUUACAAUAAUCUUCCCCUGUCUGGGAUAACGAGAGCGAGCUUUCAAAGUCUUGACGAGCUUGGUAACAUUGGCAAUUAUCGUAAAUUUAAAGAUUCACGGGAGUCUAAUCAUCGUCAGCAGGACGAAGCUUUGGAUAUGAGUAAAACUAAAUAUCUCGAUGAAAUGGAGGAUGAUAUUUAUGAUAAUCAAUCUCAUGGGCAAUUACUUCAGAACAGAAAAAAGCGAAGCAGAGCAGCAUUUUCGCAUGCUCAAGUGUACGAGCUUGAGAGAAGAUUUGCUGCGCAAAAAUAUCUCUCCGGGCCAGAGAGAGCUGAUCUUGCACGUGGGCUCAAAUUAACAGAGACUCAAGUUAAAAUUUGGUUUCAAAACCGAAGGUAUAAAACCAAAAGACGACAGCAACAAGAAUUGGGCGCGAUUGUCAAUUCAAAUGCUGCAAGACGAGUAGCGGUCAGAGUGCUGGUGCAUCCAGAUGACCAAUUGAGAGGAUUACCUUCUCUACGUACUUCUAAUUUACAACUACCGGGUCAAAUUUCAUGCCCACCACAAAUUCACCCAUCAAAUAAACCGUUCAACACCUUCCCUUACUACUGUUUACCCUAUCAUCCUCUUCUCUGUCCUUCGCUCCACAGCACUCCUCCCCAUUUACAGGUGCAACCCAAUCUACCACCCGAGAUUCAACAUCAACUGCCACGUGAAACUCAAUUAUCAAAAAUUAUUCACAAUAAUGAUAAAUAAAUAAAAAUAUUUAAAU
Cotesia glomerata is the source of this 1984-nucleotide messenger RNA. Its product is annotated as homeobox protein lin-39-like. Gene Ontology annotation, molecular function: RNA polymerase II cis-regulatory region sequence-specific DNA binding; DNA-binding transcription factor activity, RNA polymerase II-specific. Gene Ontology annotation, biological process: regulation of transcription by RNA polymerase II; cell differentiation. The record is from RefSeq and is a predicted model, not a curated record. Lineage: Eukaryota; Metazoa; Arthropoda; Insecta; Hymenoptera; Braconidae. The coding region runs from base 862 to 1968 and encodes 368 amino acids. Gene Ontology annotation, cellular component: nucleus. The transcript is spliced from 3 exons.